Messenger RNA from Lingula anatina, 1519 nucleotides. RefSeq lists its product as uncharacterized. The record is from RefSeq and is a predicted model, not a curated record. Lineage: Eukaryota; Metazoa; Brachiopoda; Lingulata; Lingulida; Lingulidae.
CAUUGACCGACGAGAGUAUAGACAGGGUUCAUACUUAAAGAGACAGCAUGGCCCAUCCUGUCACGUGUGAACCUGGACCACUCAGCACAGAAAGGGAAAUGGAGGAGUCAGAAAACAAGUUAAAGGGCAAGAGACUAAAAUGUAGUGAAUUACUGACAUUAAUGAUGUGUUUGGCCCAAGCCGCCGAAGAAGCCUCCAAGAACCUGCAUGAUCUUGCGGAUGAAAUUGACGAGCAUUUUCGAAAAUGUGUCCGAGGAAAAAUUGCCGGGUCUGCAGCUUCCCUGGCGGGGUUCCCACUUAUUGCCAUAGGUUUUGGUUUGUCAUUCGUGACAUUUGGAGCGUCGCUUGGUCUCUCCAUCGCCGGGGCAGCACUGAGUGGCGCAGGAGGUAUCACAGCCGCCGGUUCGGGUUUAGCUGAGCAUUUCAUCACCAAAGCCAAGUGCAAAACGGCGCAGGAGGCAGUUGAUGCGGUUCUUGAGAAAGCCAGAGAAAUACAAGAGAGGUGUGAAGAAAUAGAAAAUAUGGCUCCGACUCCCGGUGCCUGUUCUGCCGUUUUCAAUGCCGGUGCGUUGACAAAGAACGUAGCGAGUUCCGUCGGGAUUUCAGUCUUCAAUGGCCUCAAACUUGCAGGGGGCGUUGCAGACGACGCCGCUGCAACAGUGUUUAAAGGUUUGGGGACAGGGCUUCGAGUCCUGCACAUAGGAGGAUUUGUGGUGAGCGCGUUGUUUGUUCCGGUGGAUGUUUACACCUUAGCAUCUUCCUCUAUCAAGGAACAUCGCAAGGCUGGGUCUGAAGAGGCCAAUGAGAUCAGAGAUCUUGCCAGAGAAAUGCAUCGUUUGGCCCAGGAGACAAGGUCGGGACAGGUUGAAAUAGAUCAGAUCUAAUCCAUAUUUGCGUAUGCAAGAGUUAACUACACGAUUGAUCAUGACAACUCAUUUGUUCACAGUUCUCUUCUUGACAUACGUAGGCUUUUAAACAUAUAACCUUUAAAGAGCACAUUUAUGCUAAUUGGGUAUAUAUAUAUCUAGUGACAUUUGACGAUGUCUUUUCCGUUUGAUUGGCAUUUUUAGCUUUACAAAAAUCACUAUAGAACAUUAGAUUUUAGUGGCUACAUAUUCUUCCAUGCAAAUAUCUGCACUUCUUUUCAGUUAUUUUCUGUACCAUAAGCCAUGUUAAAUGUAGUGUAUCUGGGAUAAAGGUUAUGUGAUAAUCUAUAAAAAAGGUAAAACCGGAGGUCUCUUAGCUUACUUAUCGGGUGUGUUUGUAUUUAAUGGGAGCGUCACUUAACGUUCUUUAAAAUGAAUAAAAAGGCAUUUCUGGUCAUUUGCAGUCAUUUUACUACUCCAUAGAUUAUCAAGAGCGUGGGUAUCACCGUACUAAGUAGUACUGAUUGGAAUAAAACCAAAACUCUUAAAGGGAUAAAAAGAAAUGUUCGGAGGAAGCUUUUGUUAAAAAGUUCACGUGCCUAACCGUUAAUAACCUUAAUUCAAUGGAUAUCUAGUACUCUUCUGGCAUUAUU